CAAUGAAAUCUUAACAUUAAAACCAAAAAAAAAAACAUUUGUCAGUCGGCAAUGCUUUGAAACCUUCAUCUCUAUAGCUGAACACGUGUCCCAGCCCUAACAUCAACUAAUUCUCACGUUUUGAUAACUUUCAUUAACACGUGUUUGUAGUAUUUUGCCCGACAACUACAAAUACUACAUGCAAACAUCCCGAACCCGAUCGAUCAUUUGACAAUCAUCUCUCUAUAUCAGUUAUCAGUUGGCGAUAAUAUUCUGUCAAAUCAAAUCGACCGUGACGGUAAGUUUUUCACUUGGAGAUAUCUUCGAUUGUACGUUACGUAAGAAGUUUUUAUCCAAAUGUUUUUUGUUCAUGUUUAUAUGAAAUUUUGAUAGAAAUUGAAAGAAGAUUGAGAAACUCAUCGCCCUAGAAAUAGAUUUUGAUGUUGUUGUUGUUGUUCAUGCUCUAGGGAUGGAUUGCGAUUAUAUCAGCGAAUUGCCGGAUUCUUUGCUAACACAAAUACUCUUAAACCUUCGGACCGAAGAUUCUGUUAAGACAAGCGUUUUAUCCAAGAGAUGGAGAAAUCUUUGGUUAAACGUUCCUGGACUUGAAUUAUGCUCCCUUGCCUUCCCCAAUCCAUACGAAGAAGGCUUCAAAAGGUUUAUGGACAGAUUUAUGGAGUUUAACUGCGGGUCACACCUGCAAAAGUUCAAGAUACGGUACACUGGCAAACAAGAUCAACUCAUGGAGUUGAUCUGUACAGUUGUUGAUCGUGGAAUUCAACAUUUGGAUGUUUGUUAUUGUUCUUCUGUCAAAAGAUAUGGUUUCUUGCGUGAGAACAUUUACAAGAGCAAGACAUUGGUCUUUUUGAACCUUUUCAAUGUAGAGUUAAAGAAUCCAAAGUUUGUUGUUUCUCUACCUUAUCUCAAGAUCAUGCGUCUAGGCAGAGUUUGUCGCGGUGAGGAUGGUCCUUUGGUUGUGGAGAAGCUCAUCUCAGGAUGUCCUGUUCUUGAAGAUCUUAAGCUGAUUAGGCCUUUUGAUACUUUGACUCACAAAGUUUUGCUGUUUCUGCGUGUGAGCUCUCAGACUCUGAAAAACCUUGGUUUAUAUUUUGCGACAUAUAAGGGUGAUACAGAUUUUUCAGUUGAGAUUGAUGCUCCACGACUCAAGUAUAUGACUGUUAAAGACAUUCAAUCUGAUAACAUUGUGGUAAAGAACCUGAGCUCCUUGUUCAUGAUCAACAUUCGUACCAAAUAUAUUCCAUCGAGACCUAAGGACUUUAAAAAAUUUUGUGAUUUUUUUACCGGCAUAUCUAGUGUAAGACAUAUGAUAAUCGACCUGCCUAUUCUAGAGAGGCUUUACCCUAAUUACAACUUCGGACCGAUUCCCAAAUUCCUUAACUUGUAUUAUUUGGAGGCUGAGGUCAGCCGAUCAUCGCUACAACUAUUGUCGGCCUUUCUUGAAAGCUCUCCAAAUCUGAAAACCCUCAUUUUGGACUUUCGUGGUUCAUCAAAGCUGGGGCAAAUAGACUUUACCAAUUUGCAUCGUUGUUUGAUAUCAACACUGGAGUAUGUUGAGAUUAAGAAGGGGAUGAUAAGAGAUGAAACUGGGGUUAAACUAGUGAAUUACUUUCUUGAGAAUUCAGCAAUCCUCAAGAAACUGACUCUAAGUUUCACAGAUUCUUCUUCUUUAGAGCUAGAGAGCUGCAAGAAGCUUCUUACAUCAACAAAGCUUUCUCCCACAUGUCAAGUUAUCAUUGUUUGACAUGUAGAUGAUUAUGCUGCUAAGCACAUGACCGUUGUUUCAUUGACUUAUUUUUCUCAUGAAAAUCGCAAUUAGACUUUAAUCUUAGUUUUCUUGGAGGACAUUGAAGAUUAUACAACUUCGUUUCAUGGACAUUGAUGAUCUUUGUAUUGCCUUUUGGUCUUUAUGGUUAGAUAUGCUUUUUGGCAAUGAUCACAUUAUACUGAU
Molecule: messenger RNA, 1948 nt
Organism: Arabidopsis lyrata subsp. lyrata
Lineage: Eukaryota; Viridiplantae; Streptophyta; Magnoliopsida; Brassicales; Brassicaceae
Product: F-box/FBD/LRR-repeat protein At5g44980
Exons: 3
Coding region: 449-1741 (430 amino acids)
Molecular function (GO): protein binding
Source: RefSeq, a predicted model, not a curated record